UCGAAGAUUCGAUCUUGCUGUUGUUGUUGCUGUUGUUUGGGCAACGUUCGGAUUAUUUUUCUCGUUAAACGACAGGGGGGCGGCGGGAGAUGUCGGGUUACGAGAAUGUCGUCGGAGGGAAGCUGAAGCUGAAAGGGAAGGCCUUGGACGUGAAGGCCGGAGGGGUGAAGAAGAAGAAGAAGAAGCAGCAGCAGCAGCAGCAGCAGCAGGACCCCCCCGUCUCCGAGGUCAUCGAAUCCGAGCUCUCCGCCGGCGAUGGUGCGGGGCUGUCGAACGAACCUAAUGAAGAGGAGGAUAUAAAUGAUGAGAGCAAGUUGGGUGAGGAAGGCAAGGCUGCUCCCUACGACCAUCAGCUGACAGCUGCCGAAAGGCGAUACAUAGAGCAGAGGGAGCAGAUCGAUGUCAAGAGACUGGCGAAGACGGCUAACAAAUCUCACCGCGACAGGAUACAGGAUUUCAACCAGUACCUCGCCAACAUGAGCGAACACUACGACAUCCCGAAAGUUGGCCCGGGAUAAACUGAGGAUCGGUUCCAUGAGCAGGAAGGUUGUUGCCAGAUCAAAUGUCAUGUAUGUUACUGAGAUUUCACAACUUUCUGUGCAUUAUGUCAUUGUUGAACCUUGGUGUAGUUUGGCAAUGUGUGAGGGAGCAGCUGUGAAACCUUUUCCUGCUUCUUUUUCUUAAUUUCUUACUGAUAGGUAAUUGCGAUUAACUCUUGAAA
Molecule: messenger RNA, 721 nt
Organism: Syzygium oleosum
Lineage: Eukaryota; Viridiplantae; Streptophyta; Magnoliopsida; Myrtales; Myrtaceae
Exons: 2
Coding region: 90-518 (142 amino acids)
Cellular component (GO): nucleolus
Source: RefSeq, a predicted model, not a curated record